GGCAAUACAACACUGCUGUGCACUUAGAUUUGUACACUUGCAGUGACUUGAUACAAAUCAGUUUGAGAUAGAAGCCGUAAGUAUUGCCUCUUACCUUAUAAAGUUAUUUCAGCACUUCAGUAACAUUUUUUCUCGUAACUCUGAAAAUUGAGGUGCCCUGCUUUAAUAACUUUUUUUCCUCUCCCUUCUCAUCAGCUCUUCCUGGUGGUAUUUCUAAGCUCAUAUGCAGGAUGUUGAAGAGACUGUCUCACACAAAAGUCUUCAAAGGCUGCAGGGACUUCUUUGGCAGUGAGAACUAAAGCAUGACUGCCAUCCAGGAAGUGACUGGUUUUUUCCUUCCAUUUCCCUGAAAAACUUGUGAAAUUCCUGAGAAGCACAACUUUUUUCUGAAGUUCUGAAGAUUUUUUCUGAGUUCUGAAGCUCAUAUGAACAAAAAGGAGGACAUUUUUUUUUUUAGCUCUGCAAAGCUACCUGGUAUUUGAAAUGCUGACGAGGAAAUUACGGUUUUGCCACAACUUGCGCUUCAGGCUUUUCUUGGGUCUAACUCUCAUUUUAGUAAUAAUUUCAGUUUUGAAAGUCAACCAGAAAGAAGACUUCCUAAAUCGGAGACAUCUGGAGCUAACAAAAGAAGAUCCUAUUAGCAAUGUUAACUGCACCAAGAUUAUUGAGGGGGAUAUAGAAGAAAUACAAAGGGUGAAGCUUGAGACAUUAUCAGUGUCAUUUAAGAAACGCCCCAGACUAACAACAGAUGAUUAUAUUAACAUGACUGCAGACUGUGCCUCCUUCACCAAGACUAGGAAAUACAUUAUGGAGCCUCUCAGUAAUGAAGAAGCAGCAUUUCCAAUUGCUUACUCAAUAGUGAUUUAUCACAAAAUUGAGAUGCUUGAUAGACUUCUGAGAUCAAUCUAUGCUCCACAGAAUUUUUACUGCAUUCAUGUAGAUAAAAAGUCUCCAGAAUCCUUUUUUGCUGCUGUUAAGGGAAUAGUGUCAUGUUUUGAUAAUGUCUUUAUUUCCAGCCAGUUAGAGAGUGUGGUAUAUGCUUCAUGGAGCAGAGUGCAGGCAGACAUUAACUGCAUGAAAGAUCUCUACAGAAGAAGUUCAAACUGGAAAUACCUAAUAAACCUAUGCGGUAUGGACUUUCCUAUAAAGACCAACCACGAAAUAGUGGAGAAAUUAAAAGCCCUUAAGGGAGAAAACAGCUUGGAAACAGAAAAAAUGCCUGUUUAUAAAGAAGUAAGGUGGAAAAAACACCAUGAGAUUAUUGAUGGUAAAAUAAAGAACACAGGCAUAGACAAAAAACUACCACCUCUCAGCACUCCAGUUUUUUCUGGCAGUGCCUAUUUUGUAGUUAGCAGAAGCUUUGUAGAAUAUGUACUAGAAAACAGCGAAAUACUUAAGUUCAUUGAGUGGGCAAAAGAUACAUACAGCCCAGAUGAGUACCUGUGGGCAACAAUUCAGAGAAUCCCUGAAGUCCCAGGUGCAUUUUCUUCCAGUAACAAGUUUGACGUGUCUGACAUGAAUGCACUGGCCAGGUUUGUCAAGUGGCAGUACUUUGAAGGUGACGUGUCCAAAGGCGCACCCUACCCACCGUGCAGUGGAGUUCAUGUUCGUUCUGUCUGUGUUUUUGGAGUAGGAGACUUGAACUGGAUGUUACGAAACCACCACUUAUUUGCUAACAAGUUUGACACUGAUAUCGACCCUUUUGCAGUGAAAUGCUUGGAAGAGUAUUUGCGGCACAAAGCUCUGUAUCUGCAAAAGAACUGAAAUGUACUUUCCUGUUAUGAAACAUAGCUACAAGUAUUCUACUGCGAUGUACUUUAACGUGUACAAUGGUGGGAUGCUGACAGUGGGUAUAAUGACUCUCACCAUGUUGGUUUGGUGGUGCUCAUGCCCUGCCUUGUCCAUGGAGUAGGGGAAGCAAAGACAUGUCUUGAGUAUGCCUUGUUGUAUUCUGAGGCUUGGAGCUUCAGGUACAAAAUCAGACAGCAGUUUUUGGAAAGCCAAAUAUUUGGAAUAUUUAUUAUCUAGAAGGUAUAAUUAAUGGGCGUCCUUUGGCUAAACUGUUUUAAGGUUUUAAGGCAUAGAAAAUGCAUGUUGUUGAUGUUCAUGGUUCAUGUAAGGUUUUUUUCCAUGAUUGUAAUGCUAGCUGUCAGAGAAAGAUUAAGGGGGUGGGAUAAAAAGCAGCUGGACUGCACUUCAUACUGAGUACUGAAAGAUCUCAGGAAUAUAACAUUAGAAAUUAUCUAUAAGGUAUACAAAAGGGGAUAUGCAAAGCCAGCUGUUACCAUUUUACUAAGAUCUCUUUGCUGCAGUUCUGUUUUUUGUAAAAAUCUUAAUCCUCUUGAAAUUUUGUCUUCAGCAUGGAGUAUUAAGGAAUUCAGAUAUUUCUUUUGUAUUCUUAGAGCACCUGAUAUUGUGAUACAAAGUUUAUACACUAGUUUAAAAUUACAUCUUCUCAGGGAAACUUCAGUUUUGUGCCUGAUGAGAUUUAGAUUUGUAAUUUUACAUUUCUUACUGUAUGGGGAAUUUUGGUUUUGUAUCCAAAAUCACCUAAGUUUCUUAAAACUCAAAGAACUGCUGUAGUGUCUAGUUAUUACUGAUGGAACUGCUGGUUUCUGUUUUCUGUCAAGCUCAACUUGCA
This is a messenger RNA of Ficedula albicollis (Collared flycatcher), 2641 nucleotides long. RefSeq names its product glucosaminyl (N-acetyl) transferase 1, core 2 (gene GCNT1). NCBI's taxonomy places the organism in Eukaryota, Metazoa, Chordata, Aves, Passeriformes, Muscicapidae. The record is from RefSeq and is a predicted model, not a curated record. The coding region runs from base 484 to 1764 and encodes 426 amino acids. Gene Ontology annotation, molecular function: beta-1,3-galactosyl-O-glycosyl-glycoprotein beta-1,6-N-acetylglucosaminyltransferase activity. The transcript has 2 exons. Gene Ontology annotation, cellular component: membrane.